AUGGGCAUGCCUGCUAAAACUAUAACCCAAAUUGAUGAUUUAUUAACAAGAGGAAAUGAGAUCUUAGAUUAUAUUAAGAUAUUCUCCUUUGAACAAUUGAAAAAAGAAAAAGCAAGCAUAAAGCAUCUUUUGUUACAAUUUAGUAGUGAUGAUGAUGCUAAACAUCUAUAUCAUGCUCACAAAGUUUCUCUUGUAUUUAAAUCUCCACAGUUGGCAUGAAGAGAUUGCAUUUCUGGCUUAAAUAAAUAAAAUGGCAUUCGGUUCGAGAGAAAUUGGCUCUGCCAAUUUUCUCUCCCUCAUGGAAUUUUAUUUAUGGGGUUGGGUUUUCUCUUGAGAACUUCUGCACAGCAACAGCCGUUUAACUUUGGGGAUAACCAAAGACACGGCUCCUCAGUGCACUCAAGAUUUCGGAGUUUUACCUCUCAGCACAUCCCCACGGGAGGAUGACCCUUAGGCGGAAAACGCGCAGGAGCUGAGUCUGGACGAGCGACGGCAACGCGCCGGGUGAGAUGUGCGGCGAUUUAUCUGGCGACUAGCCUCAUAGAAGGCUUGGGGUGUGGGCUGACCACAUAUUCCAAGAUGGCUUGGUGACGUCACUAGUUGUCGCUUUGACCCUUUUUUAUUAAGGGGUGUGGGCACUAGACACCUUAAAGACUAUGUAACUAAGUAAGUAAGUAAGUAAGUAAGUAAGUAAGUAAGUAAGUAAGUAAGUAAGUAAGUAAGUAAGUAAGUAAGUAAGUAAGUAAGUAAGUAAGCAUUUCUGGCUUAAAAGCUGCUAAGAAGCUUCAAAAAACAUUUAAUGGAAUUUUGCAGACUGUCAUUUUAAAUAACUUAGAGAAAAUCAGCAGCAGCAUCUAUGAAUGUAAGGAAUUGGAGGGUAUUUGGAAAAUUUCAGAGGAACUUGAUUUUAUCUCACAAUAUAUUCAUCCAUGAUGUAAAUCAAUACUAGAAAAAUCAAUUAAUAAAUCCUUGGAUUCAAUUUGCUCUUCGGAAAACAAAGAAAUUCUAAAAAGAAGCCUUUUAUUUCUGUCAGAAGUCAAAACAGAUAGAAAAAGUGAAUUAAAUGAAGUAAUCAUCUCUAUAUCGUAUUCUACAUUAGAAUGAAUUAAAAAACGAAAAGAGAUUUUAAGCAGGAAUAGUGAGGCAGAAACAUUACAAAAUUUCAAAGAUGCUAGCGAAGAGUUGAUUGAUCUUAUUAAAGUUGCUCUAAUUAAAAUCGACAAUUUACAAGAAAAAGUAAAUCCUGCACGAAAUAAAAUAUCAAAAAUGAUAGAUGAGAUAGGUAUUACUAGAAUAAGAAACAGAGUCAUGGACGAGAGCAAAAUUGAUUUUCUGCCAGAUGAUGAAAAGCUAUUAAAUGAAAAAAUUAUAAAGUCAAAGAUAAUUUAUGAUGCUUUAGACUAUAUGGGAGAAAAAGUAAGGGUUUUAAUCCAAAAAGGUUGAUUUGAUAAUAAUUUACCUAUAUGUAUUAAAGGUUAUUAUUAUAAACUUGAAGCCCCCCCGUGCGAAAUAUUUAAAAGCGAUUUAUUGCUUACUAAAUAUCUUAGCGAAAACCAUAAUUUAUUUUUGAAAUAUUUUGGCUGAACUUUUGAAAAUAGAGUUAAAUGCGAAGAUGGAAUCUAUUGUAUAUAUUCAAUAAUUACAGAAGAUUUUCCUGAUGUAUUAUUGAUAGAUGAUAUUAUUACUCGUAGAAAUAAUAAUCAGAAAUAUUCAUAUGCAGAAUAUUCAAUAAUUGUUAAAUCCUUAUUAAUGGGAUUCUCAUGACUAGAAUCAGAAAAAAUUCUUCAUCUUAACCUAAAGCCCCAUAAUAUUUUUAUAACUCGUGAUAAAAAGAUCAAAGUUGCUGGAUUUAAUAGCUCUAGAACCUAUAUCGAAGAUGAUUUCUCAUGUUCAAAUAACAAAGAAUGGCACGAUCUUUAUAUAGCACCUGAGAUCUAUCUUAAAAGUCUAACAGAAAAAAAAUUCGAUCUAAGCUUUGCAGAAAAUGCUGACAUUUAUUCUUUAGGGCUUAUUUUUAUGCAAAUGUAUUCUUUACUUCCUAUUAAAGAAUUGAACACUCCUGAGUAUUAUGAAGAAAUCAAUGAUUAUGUAUCAACUUUUAAGCCAAAUAAUGUAGCUAAUCUGCUUAAAGGUAUGCUUGCUAUUGAUAGCGCUCAAAGAGUUAGCUUUAAAGAUAGUUUACGCAAUUUUAUUAAUGAAGAAGAAAAAGGACAUACGAGCAUACAAGCUAAAAUCUAUGAGCCAAUAAAAGAUCAUAAUUUAAUUGAAAAUCAUCUAGCAGACUUAUUAAGGAUCGAAGAAAGCAUGCUUCAAAUCAAAGAAGAUUUUGGCAUCAAAUCAAAGAGUUUGCCUUAUGGAGUGAGUCUUGAAUUUAGAAAAGGAUUUUAUUAUGACAGGCCAAUUCUCAUUAGAACUUAUAAGCAUCAAGAUGAAAAAGAAUUACUUCCGUAUAUUAAAGAAGCUAGGCUAUUGCAAUUUUUAGCAGGGAGGCAUUCUACUUUUAUAGACUAUUAUGGCUUAAUUUAUAAUAGCUCACAACCUGACUCACUCUCGCUUAUUACAGAACGUUGUAACUGAAACUUGAUGGAAGAUAUCACACAUCGACAGAAUAAAGGAAAUUUUUUUGACGAAAAUGCUCUCAAAACUUAUAUUGGAUUAUUUCAUUUUAUUUAAUUAGAUUUUAGCUGUUUAAUGAUUAAUAUAAAUUUUAAAAAAAAUGGUUGCUAUUUAUCAAUAUUAAAUGCUUAUUGGCUAUGGAUUUAAAUACUUUUAGAAGGGUUUGCAGUUCUUAAACAAUUAAAUAUAGACCAUAAGAAUAUAAAGGCUUAUAAUAUUUUAUUUAAUUCAGAAAAUAGCCUGAAGAUUACUGGGUUUGCCGUUCCAGAAACAGAAAUUAUUAGUAUUUGUAAAUUUCCUGAAAAUCAAAGCGAUUUCUUUCAAACUGAAGAUGAUUAUUGGUCACCAAAAAAAGAAAAACAUGAUGGUAUAUCUCAAAUUGAUUUCGAAAAAUCAGAUGUCUAUUCUCUUGGUCUCGUAAUUUGACAGAUGGUCACGCUUUGUCAUACAUCAACCUUUAAUUUAAACUGCUUAAGCCAGAUUAGAUUUCCAUGAAUUUCCUAUAUACUAAAAUGAAUGCUAUGCGUAGACCCAAACAGGAGGAAAGAUUUUGCUGGUAUUUACCAAGCAGUGAUUUCUAUCAUGCCUCAUUAA
Molecule: messenger RNA, 3210 nt
Organism: Blepharisma stoltei
Lineage: Eukaryota; Ciliophora; Heterotrichea; Heterotrichida; Blepharismidae
Source: the annotation of a GenBank genome assembly